CAUCACGUAUUUUAUUAAAAAUUUGUAGAAAUUAUCCAGUUCUUAAGUAAGUUGAUUGAUUUUCGAACUUGGCGCGCGCGUUUAUUCGCUAUAAUACGAAUUGGCAAAUAAUCGCCGCCAUGAAAACAGCCCCGCAUAUAGGCUCCAUAUAUGAUGUAUAUCUAUAUAGCAAGGUGUCGUCGUAGCUCGCGUUGCUCGACUUGCUGGCUGCUCUUUUGCGGCCGAGCCCUCUCCUUUUGGUUUCCGGCGUGCGUAGCGUUUGAGGUUAUUUUUUUACACAAACGCAUGCCAAAGCUGUAAAAAUGUAUUCCGACGACUACGGUGAUACGGACUAUGUAUACGACGACUAUGGUCAGCCAGAGGAGCAUCUCGAGGGGUAUGGCAGGUACUCGUCCCGUCAGAUGCCUGAAGUGGUCAAAAAGUUCCUGGUACUAUUGAGAAAGUACAUUAAGGAAGGCAUGAUUUUUGAGAUCCAAAACUUGUAUGAAAACACGUUUCCUAAGCUUUCGGAUCAGUACUUUGAAAAAAUACCCUGGCCUUCAGAUCAGCAAAUAAAUCAUAUUGUUGAUGGUGAUCAUGUCUUUCUUACGCUGUACAUGGAACUGUACUACAGGCAUAUCUAUGCUUGCAUGACGCCUACUUUGGAGCAGCGCAUCCAGUCUUUCUACAAUUACUGCGAACUUUUUAACUAUAUCUUGGAUGAGAAUGAGCCUGUAUCUCUGGAGUUGCCUGACCAGUGGUUGUGGGAGCUCAUCGAUGAGUUUGUUUACCAGUUCCAGAGCUUUACUCAAUACAAAGCUAGUGUAUCGCAGAAAACCGAGGAGGAGCUUGAAACCUUGUCUAACUGCAGCAAAGUCUGGGAUGUUCUAUGUGUACUCAAUGUUUUGCAUUACUUGAUUGACAAGUCAAAAAUUAAGAGUCAGUUGGAAGUGUUUGCUAGUGGUGGAGAUCCAGAUUCGGUUGCUGGACAGUUUGGAAGGCGUUCUUUGUAUAAAAUGAUGGGAUAUUUUUCACUUGUUGGUUUACUUCGUGUCCACUCUCUUCUUGGUGAUUAUUAUCAAGCAAUUAAGGUCCUGGAGAAUGUUGAGCUUUACAAGAAGAGUGCAUACUCGCAUGUGCCAGGAUGUCAGAUUUCUACUGCAUACUACGUUGGAUUUGCUUACAUGAUGAUGAGGAGAUACACAGAUGCUAUCAGGACAUUCUCUGGUAUUUUACUGUAUGUACAGCGCACAAAGCAGCUUUUUACCUCAAGAAGUUAUCAAAAUGAUCAAAUCAACAAACAAACGGAUCAGAUGUAUCACUUGUUGGCAAUAUGCUUAGUAUUACAUCCCCAGUGCAUUGAUGAAGGUUUGCAGCAAGCUCUCAAAGAGAAAAAAUAUUACGAAAAGAUGUACAUUAUGCAGUGUGGUGGUUUAGAUGAAUUCAAAGCUUGCUUCCUGUACGCAUGUCCCAAGUUCUUGUGUUUGCAUCCACCCAAUCCAAAUGCUAUUAAGGAGGAUUAUGUUAGAGAUGCCAUUGAACACCAAGCUUCGGUUUUCAUGAAAGAAGUUGUACAGCAAAAGAUGUUGCCAACUAUUCGUUCGUACCUUAAGCUCUACACAACUUUACCCUUAAGCAAGUUAGCAACAUUUAUGAUCAGCAAUCCACAACAAACUGAAGAAGAAUUGGAGAUAGAUUUGAAGGCAGAGAUUGCCAAGCUGACAAUUUACCUUCUUUGCUUUAAGCACAAGAUGAAGAACAUCGUUUGGACUAAAGGUGCUUCUGGAUUAGAUGGAAAGUUCCAGUCUGGAUCUGAGCUCGAUUUUUAUAUUGAUCACGACAUGAUUCACAUAGCAGAUACAAAAGUUGCUCAUCGGUAUGGAAACUUUUUCAUUCGGAAGAUUUUGAAAUUUGAAGAUUUGAACAGAAAACUGCAUCAUAUUAAGAUCUAAGUUCGUAAGGCUCGUAAGUUUCUAAUAUAAGAUCAUAAAUGAAUUUAAUGACCUUACAGAUGUCAAAAGAGAAUGACAAAAUAAAAAAAUUUCUACUCAAA
Messenger RNA from Nasonia vitripennis (jewel wasp), 2032 nucleotides. It is a transcript of the gene eIF3l, whose product is annotated as eukaryotic translation initiation factor 3 subunit L. Gene Ontology annotation, biological process: translational initiation. The record is from RefSeq and is a predicted model, not a curated record. Lineage: Eukaryota; Metazoa; Arthropoda; Insecta; Hymenoptera; Pteromalidae. Bases 303 to 1931 code for a protein of 542 amino acids. The transcript is spliced from 4 exons. Gene Ontology annotation, cellular component: cytoplasm; eukaryotic translation initiation factor 3 complex. Gene Ontology annotation, molecular function: translation initiation factor activity; protein binding.